AUGUCGGAACUAAAUGCCACACAAAUGGCACGUCGUCGUUUUUUAACGAUGGCCAUCGCCUCACAGCUAGAGGAAACAGGAUUUACCUCUGCUGACAAGGAUGCACUAGAAACGCUCACCGAAAUGAUGCAAAGCUUUUUAAUUGAACUGGGACAUUCAGCCCGGAACUAUUGCGAACUAGCUGGUCGAACGCAACCUGUGAUUGGAGAUGUGGUGGUGGCCUUAAUCAAUAUGGGUAUUUCUAUUCGUGGUCUAGACACAUUCGCGAAACGGGAAGGACGGCAUGUGCUUCCACAGCCCCAGCAAGCGCAAGCCCAGAAACAACAAUCGAUAUUGCAGGCCGGCCAGAAAAUUUCUCACCCAUCGCACAUUCCAAAUCAUAUGCCAGCAUUUCCUGAUCCACAUGCAUACAUUCGGACACCGACUCAUAAACAACCAGUAACGGAAUACGAAGUGAUUCGAGAAAAGGCUGCUCAGCAACAGCGGGAUGUGGAGAAAGCGCUGACUAAGUUUCUCGCAAAAACAAGCGAAUUCGAUAGUUUGUUCGACAACGAGGAAAAUCCUAUGUUUCCUCUGAUUGCCUGCAAGCCUUCGUUUCCUCCGUACCUGCAAGCGCUGAAUCCCAGCGAUCAGAUAUUCGAUUUUGAGGAGCUUGAAUAUUACUACUUGGUAGCGAACCGAAAGGAAGACAUCACGGAAACUAAGGAAGAACCCGAUGCUGGAGACGAUGACGACGACGAAGAUGGAGAAGUUCCGAAGAAAGACGAGAAACAAGACAUUGAAGAAAUGUCAUCCCCACCCGUAGGAAAAAAUGAUGCCAUGGUUACGACUCCCAUCGAUAAUCCGUAUCUGCGGGCGGCAACAAUUCCACGUAAAGUUAAAAAUGAUUCAUCACGCUAA
Anopheles nili is the source of this 900-nucleotide messenger RNA. Its product is annotated as transcription initiation factor TFIID subunit 8-like. The record is from RefSeq and is a predicted model, not a curated record. Gene Ontology annotation, biological process: transcription initiation at RNA polymerase II promoter. NCBI's taxonomy places the organism in Eukaryota, Metazoa, Arthropoda, Insecta, Diptera, Culicidae. Bases 1 to 900 code for a protein of 299 amino acids. The transcript is spliced from 4 exons. Gene Ontology annotation, molecular function: protein heterodimerization activity. Gene Ontology annotation, cellular component: transcription factor TFIID complex.